AAUUAUCUGGAAUUUUUUGCAAGGGGGGGAAUGGUGUUGAAGUCCAAGACUUUUUCUCGCAUGUGAGCACAUAAAUCCCAGAAGGCCAACACACGCACAAUCCAAAGCCGCAUAUACAUCAAUUUGAUUGACGCAAAACUCAAUGGAGGCAAACUUCGGCAUUGCUGCCAAACGCUUGGUGAGCAACGACGGGAGCUCCACACCUAGGGGCACAAAGAAGCUGAGACGGCACGACGGUCUCAUCAUCGACAUCAACAAGGCACCACACUGUGAUGAUGACAACUUCACCAUCCCUCUCGCCAGCGGCAAGCAGAAGAGCGCACCACCACCACCACCAUCACCGCAUAGGCUUCUGUUGCUGAAGAUCAAGAAACAACAACGAGACAUCAGCGCCAAGCGUGUGGCGCUGAAGCAGCAACAUUGCGGGUGGGCGAGUGCGAACUUGAAAAAGGAUUUGGAGCUGGAGAAGAUGCGACUGGAGAACAAGAUGAUGAAGCUAGACAAUGAGCUGCUAGAGGCACAAGUCAAGUAUAAGGAAGAGGAGCUCGGCCUCCAUGUUAAAUCAAAGAGGAUUUAGGGCAUGUGUAUGGUGAGUUCAGAUACAUUUACUGUUGUUCUAUUCUUGACCUAAGGCAGUGAAGAUUCGGGUUUUCGACAUUCUUUUGUUUUUGUUUAGUUUGGCUUCUGUCAGAUUUUGCUUUUUUCCCUAGAGAAUUUUCAAAUUAUUUCAUCAUGUCGUGAAUCUCUUAUGGAUAUCCUAAUGUGCAACCAAAUGUUUU
Messenger RNA from Brachypodium distachyon (stiff brome), 779 nucleotides. RefSeq lists its product as uncharacterized. The transcript is spliced from 2 exons. The coding region runs from base 143 to 577 and encodes 144 amino acids. The record is from RefSeq and is a predicted model, not a curated record. NCBI's taxonomy places the organism in Eukaryota, Viridiplantae, Streptophyta, Magnoliopsida, Poales, Poaceae.